GGUGAUUGCCCAGCAUCUCUGACAGGGAAGAGAACUGUUUGUAAACAAAAUAGUUCUCCUGUCAAUUCGUGCACACUGCUUUGGAUGGCUGUGCACAGCACAGCCAUCCAAAGCAGUGUGCUUACAGUGAAGCACAUGGACACAGCUUAUAGUAAACCAGCGCACAGUUAACCCUUCGAGCACCCCUCAUGUUAACCCCUUCCUGCCCAGUGCCAUUAGUACAGUGUCAGUGCUUUUUUUUAGCACUGAUUACUGUAUUGGUGUCACUGGGGAUGUCAGUGACACCAAGCCAGUUCCCCCCAGUGUCAGAAUGCCCGCCGCAGUCCCACUAUAUAUCGCUG
Staurois parvus is the source of this 341-nucleotide messenger RNA. The record is from the annotation of a GenBank genome assembly. NCBI's taxonomy places the organism in Eukaryota, Metazoa, Chordata, Amphibia, Anura, Ranidae.